GGAACGGUUUCUCCGCAGUGACGCGCAAACUGCCGGCGACGGCGUAGCCUACACAGCUGAAUCGCCUGCGGGAGACACGUUUCCGUCCAAUAUUCUCUCUUCCCGAUCCCCUCGACUUUUUCCCCUCUUCUUGUUCCCGUCUUGUUGUCGGCCGGUCCUCCAUUUUCGCGGUCGCAUUCACGAUUAAAUCGAUUUCGUAACUGCAUCGAUCGCGAAUAUUGGCCGGGCUCGUGCCGCGGUCUCCACGCUCGGAUUAAUCCGAAUCGAUAAUCCCGUAUCUCUUGUAGACGCGUCCUUGACAAACAAUCGGCACAACGCAACGGUCGAGAAUCAUCAUCCCCUAUUCCACUCGGUGUCGUUAAAUAACGUUCGACUCCGUCUCUCGCAUCUUCACGGCUAUCGUUCCUACUCUCUUCCUCUCUUUCUCCGCGUCCCUCCUACAGACCCUAUCCCCCUCCCGCUCCGAUUCGCCUCUGGCACCUGUUUUUACCGUAAAACGUUUUGCAAAGUUGGGGAGAAAAAAAGAAAAGUUGAGAGGAGAACGGAACGGAACGGAACGAAACGAAACGGGAGCGAUCGUACGAAAAAAAGAGGCGACAAGCGAGGGUUGUUACGGCGAUUACCGUUACCGUUUGACCAUGUUCGAUACGGAGAAAUUUAUCGAGGAAAUAGAGAAACGACCGGCGAUUUACGAUGUGAAUCGUAGCGAGUACAACGACCGUAACGCCAAGAUGACCGCGUGGGACGAGGUCUGCCAGGUGAUGGUACCGAAUUGGGCGCGCUUGACGGACGAGGAGAGAAACGUAGAAGAAAAGAAUUUACGCGGGAAAUGGAGGAACAUCCGUGACUACUUCAUGAAGGAGCUGAAACUGCAGAAGUCACAGAAACUGGGAUCGUCCAGUCGCAAACGGAAGAAAUACAUGUACUUUGAUCAACUGCAGUUCCUUAUGCCAACGGUGGACAAUAAACGGAACGUCGGGAUAGGGUUAAAUAAUUGUAAAUCCGAAGAAAGCGAGGGCGAAGUUGAUAACCCGGUGAUCGAGGAAUACGACGUGCCGUUGGCCCACGCUGCUCCUCCCAUGGCGACGGGCAGGGAGUACCUUCAGCCUCCAUCGUACAAAAUGUGUCCCCGUUACCCGAAACAACUUUGCGAGACGUCGUUCACGUCCUUCGAUAAUGAGAUUCACGAUAUGCUGUCGUCACACAGCAGCCAACGGGUCGCCUACGACGAGGACGACUACGACAAAAUGUUCCUGCUCUCUUUAUUGCCUAUCAUAAGACAAGUGCCGGAAGAGAAGAAGCUGGACGUGAGGAUACAGAUACAACAGGUUCUCGCUCUGGCUAUACGUCCACCGGAUACUUGACGACCAGUGCAAGAGCUAAGCCACAAUAGUAACGUUCCGAGAUCUGGAGGUUUUUGCAAAAAGUUCACUAGAGAUUGUAUCAGUAAGGUUUUAAGUCUUUUAUUUAAGAAACGUUUAUUUAAAAGUUUGAAAGUACUACGAGAAGAAUUUUAUAUAUCUCAUUUUUACGUAUAUUCUUCGUCGCUAUCUGCUCGUGGUUUACAAUUCAUUGUUUUGUAAACAUUGUGGUAUAUAGAUGAAAUGAAGAAUAACACAGAAGUUACAUCCUUGAAUUUCGCUAACAUCGGUCGUUAAGCGAAAGUAAUGUGUGGCAUAGCUCUCUCUUGCACCGAAAUUUUCACACGUAAAGAAGAUAACUGUUAAUAGUACACAAGAAGAAAUACACGCAAAAAUUUUGCCAUGUAAUUAUAACGUGGGGGAUAAUGACUAGACAUCAAGAGGUAUCAGAAUGAAUAAAUAUCACGUUUUUCAGUAGUUUGUGGCUUAGCUUCCUCUUGCACUGGAUCCCUCAAUUAAAGACGAUAAUUUCAGUUGCGUCGAUGGACGAUCGUUGUUAUUUAUAAGGUUUAGCGUUAGUGACCGGUGCGUACGUUGCGGGUACACUAUCGGUCGCCGAGACGUCUCGCUGAUUUAUCGCGAGAAACACGAUAUUCCCAUUAAUUUCGAUGACGUGGGCAACAAUAUUUACCUAUCGCACUUGUUCCGAGGUGUUCGAUUUUGUAGCAACACCGGCUAAUUAAGUAUCGGCCGCGUUUCGGUUACGUUGACUUCGAUAAUUGGUUAACGACAACGUGGAUUGCGAACCGAUCGCGUCACCGAUACGCCGCUGAGAUGGAGACCGUUUCUGGGACGUAGUUUUAUAGGGGCAGAGCACGAUUUACGGAUUACACUUCGAGUACCUAUACCUGUGAUAUUACACAAGGAGAACUCCUUUCGAAAGAAAUACGGUAAAUAGAAAUAGAAAUUUAUGUAACGCGGCGAUGUUACUGUAACGGAGCCGCGAUGCGGUCAAUCCUCGCGCGUGAGAUCGGUACUUACAUGUAUUUUCGUAACUUGAAAUAAAAUGUUAAUCAUAUUUUAUCGAUACCCUUUGGACGCGGAAAUGUGUGAAAAUUGUUGAGAAAUAAUUGUGUGAAGAACAACGUAGCGAGUAACGUUACUCAUAGUCGAUACAAGAUCCGUUUGUGUUGAGAGAUGCGCGAACAGAUGGCAGCAUCUGUACCUCGCGCUCGAAUUUCUCGUUUACCGUAUAUCGACAAAGAAGUACUUAAUUUAGGAGAUCGAACUAAAUUUCGUUUCAACUCGAUUCGGUUUAUUUGUCACUUGUGUACUGUGUAUUUGUAAUAAUACUUAUCAACAGACUGUGGAUUUUGUUUCGCAUUUCAUUCGUAGCUUGAUAAUUCACGAAUUGAAUUAAUAUAGAAUAUUAUUUCUUACAUAAAAAUAAUUUCGAUAAGCUAAAGAUAAUAUAACGAAAAAUUCCAUCAAUACAUACAAACUCGCAGUCUGCUUGUUAUCGAUUAUGUGUAUUAAUUUACCAAUAAUUAUUUGCGAGUUUUUUA
Messenger RNA from Nomia melanderi (Alkali bee), 2926 nucleotides. RefSeq lists its product as uncharacterized. NCBI's taxonomy places the organism in Eukaryota, Metazoa, Arthropoda, Insecta, Hymenoptera, Halictidae. Gene Ontology annotation, biological process: regulation of transcription by RNA polymerase II. The record is from RefSeq and is a predicted model, not a curated record. Gene Ontology annotation, cellular component: transcription regulator complex; nucleus. Gene Ontology annotation, molecular function: DNA binding.